Messenger RNA from Helobdella robusta, 1426 nucleotides. RefSeq lists its product as hypothetical. NCBI's taxonomy places the organism in Eukaryota, Metazoa, Annelida, Clitellata, Rhynchobdellida, Glossiphoniidae. Gene Ontology annotation, cellular component: cytoplasm; nucleus. Gene Ontology annotation, molecular function: protein serine/threonine kinase activity; ATP binding. The record is from RefSeq and is a predicted model, not a curated record. The transcript is spliced from 11 exons. Gene Ontology annotation, biological process: peptidyl-serine phosphorylation; signal transduction; negative regulation of canonical Wnt signaling pathway. Bases 138 to 1139 code for a protein of 333 amino acids.
AUUUUUUACAAAUACUAUCAAUCAGGGAGGGAAACAAAUUGACAAUUAUUAAAUUAUAAUUUGGCAACUUUUGAAGCUAAUUUAAAAAAAUUAUCUCGGAACAGCAAAAUUUUGCGAGCGAAUAAUUCGCUAAAAAUAUGUCUAACACCGCCACUUCAGCAUCAUCUUCAUCCAAGUCCGAAUUUUUAGUCAAUGGUAAAUAUCGUUUGGUCAGAAAAAUCGGUAGUGGGUCGUUUGGGGACAUUUAUCUUGGAAUAAACAUAGCAAACGGAGAGGAAUUAGCUGUCAAAUUAGAAUCACAAAAAGCUCGUCAUCCCCAGCUGUUAUAUGAAAGUAAAUUGUACAAAAUUUUGCAAGGUGGAGUUGGCAUACCACACAUAAGAUGGUUUGGACAGGAAAAAGAAUACAAUGUUUUAGUUAUGGAUUUGUUGGGACCUUCUUUAGAGGACCUUUUCAAUUUUUGUGGCCGCCGAUUUAGUAUGAAAACUGUUCUCAUGUUAGCGGAUCAGAUGAUAGGUCGGAUCGAAUAUGUACACAACAAAAAUUUUAUACAUCGAGAUAUCAAACCAGACAACUUUCUCAUGGGAAUCGGAAGACAUUGCAAUAAGGUAUUCUUAAUAGAUUAUGGUCUGGCUAAAAAGUACAGGGACAAUCACACCAGACAACACAUACCUUAUCGCGAGGACAAAAAUCUCACUGGCACAGCAAGAUAUGCAAGCAUAAAUGCGCACCUGGGUAUCGAACAGAGUCGUCGGGAUGACAUGGAGUCCCUGGGCAAUGUACUCAUGUACUUCAACAGGGGUUCACUUCCCUGGCAGGGCCUUAAGGCUGGGACUAAGAAACAGAAAUAUGAGAAGAUUAGUGAGAAGAAAAUGUCUACACCAGUUGAAGUGCUUUGCAAGACCUUUCCGGCAGAGUUCGCCAUGUACUUGAAUUACUGCCGAGGCCUUCGAUUCGAAGAGGCACCGGACUACAUGUACCUCCGUCAGCUCUUCAGGAUUCUCUUCCGAACACUGAGCCACCAGUAUGACUACGUUUUCGACUGGACCAUCCUCAAGCAGAAGACAGCGGCUGGUGCUUCGAGGGCAGGUGGCAGCCAGCAAGGGCUUGCUGCAGCUGCUGCUGGCGGUGCAGGUUAAAGAAAAAGGCGCAAGAUUAAAAAAAUUAUUAACUCGUCGUUUAUUCUGUAAUAAUAAUAAUAAUAAUAAUAUUAUUAUUAUUCUUUUUUUUAUUAUCAUUAUUAUUAGUAUUAUUAUUGUUAUUAUCAUCAUCAUUAUUAUUAUUAAUGUUAUUUAUCAUCAUAUUUCCUUGUUAUUAUUUUUUAUUCUUAUUAGCGUGACAUAUCUAUACUUAUAUUUAUGUAUUUUAUUAUUUAACAAUAGUAAUAAUAGUAAUACUAAAAAGAAGAAUUAUUAUGUAGAUAUAU